GCGCAUGCACGUGUGACUGCGUGCGCGCGUGUACUUGUGCGCGGGUCUAUGCUUUCCAUCGGGAGAAAAGGCGCUGCCGUAAAUGCCGUGUAAGCGCAAGAAUAUUGAUGCGACGGAAAAGAGGCGGCUGGCUUGACCGCGGCUCACAAAUGACGGCUCACUUGACCGGGAGAAGCAUGCCACGCUAUUUUUCCCUGAUAACUUGUCGUUUGUUGCUAAUAUCUGCGCUCCUGUUUACCAGAGAAGCUGACGCUCUACAGGUGAUUGGUGGAAGUGUGACAGCGAUUCAAGGAGGUACGGCCAUCUUACCGUGCCAUGUCACUGAUAUCAGUGAUGACUUGACACAGAUUACCUGGCAAAGGAAGACUAGACAAAAUCCUCAUAAAAACAAUUUUAUUACUAUCCAACCCAGAAAUGGACCACAGUUUGUCAAUGGACAUGAUGAUCGAUUUAAAUAUAUCGGGAAUUUUAACAGCAAAAAUGGAACUCUCCAAUUAUCCAAUGUUACCUUGAAGGACGAAGGCAGCUACACGUGCAUCUUCACCCUGUUUCCAAGUGGAAAUCAGAAGAUUGAGAUACCUCUAAACUUGCUCGUGCCUCCUUUCACAAGUGUGAUGGACAAUCUUCCCACUUUGGGCACAGAAGAGGUUUUAUUUGCUACCUGCACGGCUGCUGGAUCGAAGCCUCCUGCAGAAGUGAGGUGGCUCACUGGUGCUUUGGGAGACAAAGUGAGGACGACAACAAACUCCACCCAGUAUGACAACGGUACGACUACCACAGUCAGCUCUCUGUUUGGCGUUCCUACAAGAAAGAUUAACGGUCACCAGGUCCAGUGUGUCAUCAGUGGUGACUCCCUGUCUACAGAAGAAACCCUGGCCUUCACCAUACAGGUCUACUUUUCUCCUAUAGAAGUGAAAAUUUCAGCAAUUUCAGAGGAUUCAUUUGAGUGUGUGACAGAAGCUAACCCAAAUGCAAAAUUCACCUGGAUCAGAUCUGGCCAGUAUUUGCUGGAGUCUGCUGUCAAAGUAGAGGGUGCAAACCUACAACUGCUCAGCCUGACGUCUGAUCUAAAUGGACUCUAUCAGUGUGAAGCAUCUAACGCAUAUGGAAGUAAACACGGUCAACUCUAUAUGCAUGUGACAUCAGGAACAUGCCGUGUUGCCUGGGCAUUAUUUCUUGUUUUGCUUUCCCUGAAUGUUGGGGCUGCAGCAUGGUACUUUUAUAAAUCUGGACGUUUUCAAAGUUGAAAUUAAAUGCAGUUUUAAAUGGAUCUUCUGCCCCGGCUUCCUCUAACAGCUGUGGGAGCAAAUAAUGGACAACAUCUGGACCGAUACCUCCACCAACGUGUCAUUCCACAGUCAACUGGUAAACAAACAGAUGAAUAGAUGGAAGUACUUGGUAAUCUUUCCUACCCCCGAAUCCCUUUUAUUUUGUGAUUCAGGUUUAUAAAUGUUUUUGUCUUACUUUAAAAUUGCAGUAAUUGCAUAAAUACACGCAAAACAUUGGUAAAUGACUCCCACUCUCCUUGCAUGUCACUGCCACAGCAUUUUGGAUGUGGCUUUUACUGACUGUUCCUGUUGUCAUGAACAACUUAAACAGUGUUUGGGAUCCAUACUGUUUCCACCAACAGUUUGAAGUGCUUUCAUCUGCAGUUAACUGUUGAUAGCAGUUGUAUUAAUGUGGUUACAGCUGUUGUUGUUUUUCCCCAUCUGCUUAUUAUUAUUCAUGAAGGGUAACAAUGUUAAUUGCACAUUUUUAUGUUUAAAAUGUACAGUACCAGCACAAGUUUAGACACAUAGCCCGUUCAUAUUAAACAACAGAUGUAUCAGCAGUACACCAGAAAAGCCCAUGCAGACAGUGGGUUCAAAACAGCUUUCAGACAGUACAAACACUCACACCAGACAACUCCUUGAAUGCAGUAAUCUGUCUGUCUGAUGUAUAAUUACUACUGAGCAGCCAAAGCUGAAGGUGCAAACACUUGCUCUGUAAUUUCAACCAGUAACAUUAGUAUAUAAUUUUCUAACUAUGCAGCUCUGCCUUUGUCCUUUUUAUUAAAAAAAAGGAAUCUCAAUUACUUAUCUGGGAUGUUUUUUUCACUGCAAGUUCUGCUGCUAAAUGACUUGUCCCUUUUUUCCAAUGUACUCUCAACUUUCCAUUUCGACAGCAGGCAGCUUUAGUUACACUGUGACUCAUUUUGGAAUCUGUUAGAUAGCAUUGGCCUUAUCACAACUCCUGACACAACAACAGAAGAGGAUAAAUUGUUUCCCUUAUUUCAUGUUGUUUUCACAGACCUGCUGAUUUCCUAGUUGAACUUUUGCACAUUAGGUAUGAACUUUUACUGCAGUGAAUGAUAGAGAUACCAAAUUUAUUUUCUGAGGAUAAAUUAAAUAACUAAAGCAUGGUCUUUGGUCUGUAUUGUGUGAGUACAAGAAAAUAAUUAUUAUAAUAUGAUGUGUUAAAUUUGUUUAGAUCAGAGGAAUAAGGAAGGAUUUGUCUGUGUUUCAGUUUGGCUUAGCUGUAGGCCUGAGAGUGUGUAGGGAAAGGAAUUUAUGGACACUGGGGG
Molecule: messenger RNA, 2563 nt
Organism: Oreochromis niloticus (Nile tilapia)
Lineage: Eukaryota; Metazoa; Chordata; Actinopteri; Cichliformes; Cichlidae
Product: nectin-4
Exons: 7
Coding region: 108-1247 (379 amino acids)
Biological process (GO): heterophilic cell-cell adhesion; homophilic cell-cell adhesion
Cellular component (GO): adherens junction
Source: RefSeq, a predicted model, not a curated record